GCAAUUUAAUAAAAAAAAGAGAAAAAAUAUUUUGCAGGAAAUUUGCAAUAAAAUAAAUCCUCAUUCCACUUAUAAAAUUAUCCAGCAAUAAAGCUGAGUGUUGAAAAUUCAAUUUAAUUUAGUUAAUGGUUUCUGAACCAAUAAAAGAACCAAAUUGAAGCUAGUUCGUUCAUUGAGACGAGAAUAUAAAGACACAAAAAAAAAGUAAUAAAAAUGCUGCUGAGAAUUGUGACAAAUUUCCAAUUUCUACUUCUCGUGCUUCUUUCGAUUGCAUUGUCAAGCUAUGCACAAGAUAAUGCACAACUAACGAUUGCACGAGCAUUAAGGAGAUGCUAUCAAGACCGUAACAUAUUUGAGCGCGAUAAUCGCUUACCAAUGACACCCCAAAUGCUCAUUGAAUUAAUAAGAAAAGUUGAAGACCAUCCUUCGUUUACAUUGGAUAUGCGACAAUUGGCAACGAGUUUGCUAUUCGCCUUUAAACAAGAUGGAAUUCGACCGACUACAACGGCUGUCGUAUCUGACGACAUUCUUCCAUUUUCUGUGAGCGGAUUCAAUCACUAUAAAAAUCGAGUUCUCUUAACACGUUUGAUUACGGGAAAUGCAAACCAAUUUCCAAACGGAACGCUUACUGAUGUCGAACAUUGCGCACUUCAUUUCAUGUUAUCAACAUCAAUUGAGACACAUGUUCGCGGUGAUGAAGGUUCAAGAUGUAAUCAAUUAGCACAAUUACGUUCAUCUCGUGUCCCGAGAGAGGCUGGUGAAGAUACAGAGCUCCUUAAAACACCAGAAAUGGAUAAAAUUAAAAAACGAAUGCAUGCAAAAUUCGGAAAGUAUCAAGUUGAAGAUGAGGAACAACAGGAAGAUGCACCAGCAGAUGAGGAAGCACCACAAAAUGAUGAAGGAGAGGCACUUGAAGGUGAUGAAGAAACUGUUGAUGUUGGAGUGCAACAGGGUCAAGUAGAUGGUACACAAUCACCAAGUCAAUGUCCCGUUGAAAAUGGAGUUAUAUUCUCGACAUGGGGUUCAAUAUCAGCUGGCGCAGUCAUGGCUGGAAUUGCAACUGGUCUCGUACCACAAACUAUUACUGUUCGCGAACUUAUUACCAACGACCAUAUUAUGGAACAUUAUAAAUUAGCACGUCAAACAGCUGGACAAAUGACUGUUGAUAAUCGUUAUGCUGCAACAUUAAGCGGUGAUGUUGCAGAAGCAGUUUUACGUCAAGUGCCACGUGAGAUUCAAGUCGGUGCUUCAGGUGCAUGGAACGUAACAGCUGUGCCACACUGGUAUUUCCUUUCACAACGAGAUCGUUUUGAACAAACCGAUGCUGAGAUUCGUGGUGGAAUCGAUGGACUUUUAAUGGGUUUGAGAAUUCAAGAAUGGCGCAAUCGUUUCACUAACCUAAGAUUGAGUCAAGUACUUGAUAUGUAUUACUCACAACGUGGAUUAUUUGGUACAACUCAAACUCCCGAGACAUCAAUUCGUGCAUGUAAUCGCAAUGAAAUGUUCUCAACCAUUCCAAUGACAACAUUAACUCAACAAUCAAUCGCAUUUACAACUGUUUUGGAUGGUGAAAUGACAUCAGAUGUAACAUUAUCUGUAAAUUCAACAAACAGAAUUGCAACGGCAGCAACAAAUUCACUCCAGCAGUAUAUCGCAAAUUCACUGAGAGAUUUGACAUGCGCUACUACAACCGAAAAUGUUGGUAGUGAGACAAUUUGGCGAACGGCCAGUGAUAUUUUUAUUUUUGUUGAUACAACAUGGGCUUUUGUUGAAAUUCGUGCAGCAAUAGGACAUUUACUGAACAACUUAGAUGUUGGACGCUUUGGAACCAGCUACACAAUAUUGAAUGCUAAUGAUGGAACUGUUAUCGUACCAACAACAAAUCAACUAUCUGAUUUGUAUACACAAUGGACAUUAGCAACACACAAUAUGCAACCUCAAGGUCUAAAUCUAGCUAAUGUAGUCCGUGAAGCACGCAGCACAGUCGAAAGCUUUAUGAAUGGUGAACGCGAGCAUCAAAGUCCCGGAGGACGUUCUCUUAUUUCACUCGUCAUUGCCAACCAAGGUAAUGUAAAUGAAGCCGACUCAAACUUUGCCAGUGAACAAUUACGUAUUAUGCAAGAAAUAUUGCCCGAUUUACGAUGGAUUUUCUGGACGGGUGGAUCACCAAAUCGAUUUGAACGUUUCGUUCGCGAGCCAGCAAGAGAUUUAUAUCAGUUACGUAUAUUUUUACAAGGCGUCGGAGGCGAAUCAAUACAAGUGAAUGCUCACCCUGUCAUUCAUCGCAUUCAACAGGAGCCGAGAAGGAUCAUUAAUCACAGAUGUGGAUCAAAUUGGCAGUGGGAUAACUGGGGUGAUGUACAAAUGACACAAUAUAUUGAACCUCGCGGCAUCGUUUUCUAUCGACUUCAUGCAAAUUACUUCUUUGGUGGUGCAGAUCGUCAAACAGUGAGAAUUAUUGGCGCUGGAUAUUCAACUCUUACUGUGUGUCAAUCAAGAUCUAUUGAAAGACCAAGAGAAAAUUCAACAAAUCAGAAUCAAAAUGGUGAGAUAGUAUGUUCUCGGAUUAAUAAUGAUGUCGUCGAAAUUGAUCUACGUUGGGCAUGUGAUUCAAGCGGAUUAAUUCAAUGGUGUCCACCACUCUUCAUAUCCAUUGAAGGACCAGCACAACAUGAUGGAUUGCAAGCAAAUUUGAGAUGUAUUGAUCGUGAAUGUCGAUUCCCAGACAAUGCAAGAUUCCAGAUUAACAGUGAGAACUUGGGCUGCUGGAGUGGAGUUGGACAAGUUGCAGUAUCAUUAGGAUUAAUUUUAUUAUCAAUUAUUAUGACAAUAAGAGUUUAAGAAUUUAUUUUAACAUUUUAUUUCCGUGUAUCUAGUGCAUUUAGCAGCAUAAAUUAAAUUAAAUUUUGUGACAAUAUUUUUGAAAAUCUUUCAAUCUUGUUAAGUUGAAUGUGAUUUUUAAAUGCCAAAUUAAGCUUGAAACAUCAUAAAUUCAGCAGUUAAAAUUCAAAAAAUUUCAAUUCUAUCAUUUUUCAUCCAAAAGUCAAUGCACUUUUGCAUCUAUCCCAUUUCCUUUUUUGCUGAUUUCCAGUAAUUCAUCAUUCAUGUCGUCCUCCUCUAUUUUUUUUAUCCCCCAUUCAAUUAUCAUCCAUUCCUUAUUUCACCAUUAUUAUUAUUAUUAUUAUUACAACUUUUUGUUAUUA
Molecule: messenger RNA, 3203 nt
Organism: Chironomus riparius
Lineage: Eukaryota; Metazoa; Arthropoda; Insecta; Diptera; Chironomidae
Source: the annotation of a GenBank genome assembly